Molossus molossus (Pallas's mastiff bat) is the source of this 195-nucleotide messenger RNA. RefSeq names its product translation machinery-associated protein 7-like. The record is from RefSeq and is a predicted model, not a curated record. The coding region runs from base 1 to 195 and encodes 64 amino acids. The transcript has a single exon. Lineage: Eukaryota; Metazoa; Chordata; Mammalia; Chiroptera; Molossidae.
AUGUCCAGCUGCAAAGGUGGCAAGAAGAAGCCCCUGAAACAGCCCAAGAAGCAGACCAAGGAGAUGGCCGAGGAAGAUGAGGCAUUCCAGCAGAACCAAAAAGAGGAGCAGAAAAAACUCAAGGAGUUAACAGCGAAAGCCCCAGGGAAGGGCCCCCUGGCCACAGAUGGAAUUAAGAAAUCUGGCCAAAAGUGA